Molecule: messenger RNA, 3600 nt
Organism: Liolophura sinensis
Lineage: Eukaryota; Metazoa; Mollusca; Polyplacophora; Chitonida; Chitonidae
Product: solute carrier family 12 member 2-like
Exons: 23
Coding region: 1-2862 (953 amino acids)
Biological process (GO): chloride transmembrane transport; sodium ion homeostasis; sodium ion transmembrane transport
Cellular component (GO): membrane
Molecular function (GO): sodium:potassium:chloride symporter activity
Source: RefSeq, a predicted model, not a curated record
AUGGGAAAUAUCAAUCUUACUAAAACGAAACGUACGAAACGUCAAGAGCGCCUUGCCAAACGGCGAAAGAGUGAAGGAGGUCCAAAGUUCGGAUGGAUUCAAGGUGUGCUGGUGCGAUGUUUGUUGAACAUCUUCGGAGUAAUGCUGUUUAUCCGUCUGUCUUGGGUGACUGGUCAGGCGGGGAUAGGACUGGCCACAGUCAUCAUCCUGCUCUCCAUGGUGGUCACUAUCCUCAGCACUCUGUCCAUGUCAGCUAUCUGUACCAACGGCGAGGUGGAGGGAGGUGGUGCCUAUUACAUGAUUUCUCGGAGCCUUGGUCCUGAGUUUGGAGGCGCUAUCGGGAUCAUCUUUUCCUUGGCCAACGCCGUUGCUGCGGCCAUGUACAUCGUAGGCUUUGCAGAAACUGUGGUAGACUUGUUGCAGGAAACUGAAAAAGCCAUCACCGGAAACCCUUUGCACGACAUUCGGAUCAUAGGCUGUUGUACAGCCGUCGUUCUGCUGGGUAUACUGCUUAUAGGCAUGGAAUGGGAAGCAAAGGCCCAGCUGGUGCUGUUGGUGAUUCUCCUAGCGGCUAUAGUCAACUUUGUCGUGGGAACUUUUAUACCUCCAACAAAGGAGAAGCAGGAUCAAGGUUUUGUUGGUUACCGAGCCGAGGUUUUCGCCACAAACUUUGGACCGGAUUUCCGCAAGGGCGAGGAUUUCUUCUCGAUAUUCUCCGUGUUCUUUCCCGCGGCGACGGGAAUACUGGCUGGAGCGAACAUUUCUGGGGAUUUGAAGAACCCGCAGACAGCCAUCCCUAAAGGCACGUUGUUGGCCAUCAUCCUCACAGGGAUUGUCUACAUUUUGAUGGCCUGGCUGUGUGGUUCCGCCUUGCUUAGAGACGCUGCUGGGACCGCCCGCUUCCUGAACGACACACUCAACAACACGACAACGAUGGCCACGACUGUCACACCUCUGCUUCUGAACGGCUCCACAGAGGCUUAUCCCAUCCCCACCUGCAGGGCUUCUGACAGCUGCAAGUACGGGCUGGAGAACAACUAUGGGGCGGUCGGACUGGCGUCCGGUUUCCGCCCUCUUAUCCUCGCUGGCAUUUUCGCCGCCACGCUCUCCUCAGCUUUGGCCAGUCUUGUCGGGGCUCCCAAGGUUUUCCAGGCAGUGUGUAAGGACAAGCUCUUCCCAGGGAUAUUUUUCUUUGCGAAAGGAUAUGGUAAGAGUAAUGAGCCAUUUAGAGCGUAUGCUCUGGCCUUUCUCAUCGCCGUUGGAGUGGCCUGUAUAGCUGAGCUGAAUGUGAUCGCCCCAAUCAUAUCCAACUUCUUCCUGAUGGCUUACACGCUCAUCAACUAUUCCUGUUUUGACGCCUCCGUUGCCAUGUCACCAGGCUGGAGACCAUCGUUCAAAUACUACAAUAAGUGGUUGAGUCUGCUGGGAGCCAUUUUAUGCCUGGCUGUUAUGUUCAUUAUCAACUGGUGGGCUGCUCUGAUCACCUUCACUAUAGUCGCUGUUCUCUAUGUGUAUGUUCACCACAGAAAACUUGGUGUAAACUGGGGAUCGUCUCUACAGGCUCACGUGUACCAAGACGCCCUGAAAAACACACUGAAGCUGAACCAUACGGAGGAGCACGUGAAAAACUUCAGACCACAAAUUCUAGUAUUAUCUGGAGAGCCUCAGUCACGACCUGACCUAGUCUUGUUUGCCGCAGAGAUCACUAAGAGGCAGAGCUUGUUAAUGUGUGCCAAUAUCAUUCAGGGUUCUCAAGAGGACAGCUUGGAUGAACAGAAUUCCAAGGAAUCAGAUGAAUGGUUGUAUAGAGUGAAAGCGUUCUAUUGUGCCUUAAACGCAUCCAAUAUACGACUUGGGGCACAGAGUUUACAACAGGUGGCAGGCUUGGGCAAGUUGAAGCCGAACAUUGUACUGCUUGGUUACAAAUCGGACUGGUUCAGUGCAAACAGGCAAACAGUACAGAAUUACUGUAAAGUCAUCCGUGAUGCACUCUCUUUGGAACGCGGAGUUGGUGUUUUCAGGUUGUCUCAAGGUUUCGACCGAAAAGGAUCUGACAGCGACAAAGAGGAAAACAGUAACAUGAACGGCAGCCUGGAGAACCAGGCAUAUUCCGUUGACGAAGAACAACACCUGGAUAAGGCUUGGAAGAAACAGACUAAGGGCGAGGCUGUGACUAUAUCUAUGUCCACAUUGAAAGAGAGGGAAAAAUUGGGUAACCCAGAGUUUCUCCGAAAUCAGUCAGAAGAAUCUUUCGCUGACGUCGAUGCAGACGAAACAAAUGUGUUUGGCAAAAAAACCAAACAGUCGGGGACGAUUGACGUCUGGUGGCUUUUUGAUGAUGGUGGUCUCACCCUACUGCUACCAUUCAUCCUGUCACAAAGAAGUAACUGGAAACAUAGCACUCUGAGAAUCUUCUAUGUCGGGUCAAGGCUCACCAGAAAUAAGGACAGGGAAAGGAUGACGACGCUGUUGAGCAAGUUCAGGAUUGACUACUCUGAGCUGACUCUGCUGACAGACCUGGGCAAGUUACCGGAACAGGAGAGCAUUGACGCGUUUGAAGAGCUGACCAAAGACUGGAGGGCCACUGAGAACGAGGCCGUACCAUCAGAGGGCGCAAUCAAUAUAACCGCUGAAGAGAUGAAGGAUUUCGAAAAAAAGACUCAUCGUAAAAUCCGACUGAAGGAAUUGCUGGAUGAUCAUACAACAGAUGACACGAAUCUGAUUGUCAUGACGCUGCCCAUACCAGAGACAUCCAUGUCUACCGGGCUGUACAUGGCCUGGAUGGAAGUACUCACCCGCGAUAUGCCACCAUUCCUGCUCCUCAGAGGAAACCAGCAGAACGUCCUCACGUUUUACUCAUAGGUCCACUCGGCCAUAACGUCUACAUAGACAUCAUGCUUGCAUUAUCUGUAUCAAAAAACCUACAGGUGUAUCUGUGGUAAAGGCCAUGGCGUAUAUAAAUCAUCAUGUUCACUCGCAACUUAUAAAUUUGUUUCUAAUGAUCCAACACACAGCUACACAUAACAACACAGUGUUACAAACAUACAUCAACACAUAAGGGCACUAUGUUACAAACAUACAGCCACACAUAACGACACAGUUUUACAAACAUACAGUCACACAUAAGGACACAGUGUUACAAACAUACAGCCACACAUAACGACACAGUGUUACAGAGAUAUGCUGACACAUAAGGACACAGUGUUACAGACAUAUACAACACAUAAUGACACAGUGUUAAAAACACAUACCACACAUAGUGUUACAAAGAUAUGCUCACACAUAACGGCACAGUGUGCCGUUGUAUGCUCACACAUAACGACACAGUGUUACAGAGAUAUAUACACACAUAACGACACAGUGUUACAGAUAUAUGCCCUCAUAUAACGGCACAGUGUUACAUCAUAUGACCACACAUAACGACACAGUGUUACAAAGAUAUACCCACACAUAACAGUAAAGUGAUACAAACAUGUACCACACAUAACGACACAAUGUUACAAACAUGAGUUUCCGCCGGGCUGUGCCCGGUUUCCUCCCACCAUAGUGCUGACCGCCGUCCUAUAAGUUAAAUAUUCUUGAGUACGGCGUUAAACACCA